Molecule: messenger RNA, 921 nt
Organism: Carya illinoinensis
Lineage: Eukaryota; Viridiplantae; Streptophyta; Magnoliopsida; Fagales; Juglandaceae
Product: protein DMP2-like
Exons: 1
Coding region: 260-901 (213 amino acids)
Biological process (GO): endomembrane system organization
Source: RefSeq, a predicted model, not a curated record
AUAUAGCAUUAAGAUUCAAGAAUGUAUGUAGGGCGAGAAGCUAUGAAAGACAUUCCUUUCUCUUUUCAAUUUGAAUGGCAAAGCAUAAAACCUUCCCUUAAACCAUAAGCAAGAGCCAAAGAAGCGUAGGGAGUCUAGGGACAGGAUAGCUUGUCCCCCUAACCAGAACAAAGAAUCCCCACUCUUCCAUGCUAAGAUGCUACUAUAAACUUUCCUCCUUCGGCCAUGACUGUGCAUAGCAUAGCCUCCCUCCUCCAAGAUGGACGACACGUCCAUCCACCUAGACUUGAUUGAAAGCCAUGAAAGCGAAGAUGAUUAUUUCUACCUAAAGGAUGAUGGGGCCGAUGAACAACAUUGCAUAUCUGUUAUCAAUGCAAUCCUAAGUGGCACUGCACGUCUCAACGUUCUCUUACCCACAGCCACCAUCCUUGCCUUCACCAUUCUAACUCCUCUCUUGACCAAUGAUGGUGAAUGCACGAGCUUGAACCGCUGGCUAAUGUGCAGCUUCUUGGCCCUUUCAGCAGCCUCUUGCAUUUUCUUUUCAUUCACAGACAGCUUUCGGACGGCUACCGGUAGGUUGUACUAUGGGGUGGCAACAUUUAAAGGGAUAUGGACUUUCAAUGGAGGCCGGAAGAAACCGCUCGUUCCAUCUGAUUAUAGGCUCAGAUGGGCUGAUCUUUUUCACGCCUCACUCUCAUUAACUGCAUUUCUUACCUUUGCAGCGCUACACGGUGAUGUGGUGCUCUGCUAUUAUCCAAAAAUGCCCAGGAAAGUGACCAACACCGUUCCUCUUGUUGUUGGCUUUGUGAUUAGUGUCUUCUUUGUAGUUUUUCCUUCCAAGAGAAGGGGUAUUGGGUAUCCUUUCUUGCUGCAGAGAGACGCUCUGUACUCAAGAAGUUGAGAAACAAUCUUUUUUCUGUA